AUGUUAUGUGGUUCCCCUUGGCAUUUGUGCGAUCAUGUUUUGUUUAUCAUCCAUAUGGAGACUGAAUCACAUUGGAUUCUUGGUCGAUUGAAUAUUGAGGAAAGGCGUAUGUACAUGUACAACUCCUUGUCGACUACUAUGAAAGAUAGUGCUGCUAUCAAAGCUUGUCAGCCAUUUGCGGUGUUGUUGCCCCACUUUUUUGCUUUGUUUGAUGAGUUAAAAAAGAAAAACAAACCGGUUUGUUUAGACCCUUUCGAAGUUGUUAAGGUUGAUGGUUUGCCUCAACAAACCUCGAAUGACUGUGGUUGUUUCGUUGCAUCGUUCGCCGAAUACUUUAUUGAUAUGAAACCGAUUCCUCCCAUAUUUGAUGUUGAGAAACACCGUGAUAGGCUUGCUGUGUUGUUCUAUAAGUAUGCUCGCAUGAAAGAAGUGGAUUUUAUUGAUAGUGAAGAGGAGGCUCCUCCAAAGGGUCCAAAGAAGAAUUUGUCUUAGUUAUCUAUUGGUUGUUGUUGGAAAUACUACUUUUUUUUAUUUAGCUUUUGUUUUUUCUAUUACCAGAUUAUGUUCAUAAUCAUAGACAAGUUGUUGUUUCUAUCAUGUUUUUUUCUUAAUUGGAAUUGGUUUUUAAUUUGUUCAUAUUUUUGGAUUUUUAAUUUUUAUAUUUACUCUAA
This is a messenger RNA of Cannabis sativa, 671 nucleotides long. RefSeq lists its product as uncharacterized. The transcript has 2 exons. Bases 1 to 492 code for a protein of 163 amino acids. Gene Ontology annotation, biological process: proteolysis. The record is from RefSeq and is a predicted model, not a curated record. Gene Ontology annotation, molecular function: cysteine-type peptidase activity. NCBI's taxonomy places the organism in Eukaryota, Viridiplantae, Streptophyta, Magnoliopsida, Rosales, Cannabaceae.